AUGACUUCAUUAAAAUUACAAUUAAAUAAACUUGCUGAUGCUCAUACACAAUGGCAAUUAACUGAUAGUGAAAGUCGUAAACGAGCAUCAUUUCUUUAUGAUCCAAAAGUUGCUUCAACACUUGAUCGAGAAACAAUUUAUUGUCUUGGUACAAAUGGUUUUGAAGAACUUUGUUUACUUGAUUCUGGUUUUGAAGAAUUCGAACGUGUACUUUUCAGUGAUACAAGUCUAACAUUUGAACGUAGUAUUCAAACUAAAGAAAUCAAUGAUUCACUAAAUCAAACUAUUCGACGAUUUCUUAUUCGUCUUUCACCUUAUUUUCUCUUGAGUCCAGCUCAUAAAGCACUUGAGUGGCUUAUACAUCGAUUUUUCAUUCAUUUUUACAAUGUCGAUGAUUUAAUGCGAUGCAUAUUACCCUAUCAUGAGCAUAAUUAUUUCACACGUGCUAUUCAAAUGUUUCGUUUCAAUGAUAAGCAUAGUACUUGGUCUUGGCUUGAAUCUGCUCAAAAAGCUGGAACAACAAUUUCUGGUCUUGUUAUGGCUAAUCGGUGUGCAACUGAUUUAGGAUUUUUAAAUUUUAUUUGUGAAUCCACUACAAUGGCAGUUCAAGAAUUUGGUUCAAAUAAUUCAUCAUUACGUGUAAUAAUAAAUUUUUAUCUUAAAACAUUAUGUUCAACUAUAUUACAUUCAUUAUCACAUAAGAAAAAAAAGAAAAAGAAAAAUUCAAAUGAAGAAAAUUUUAUUGCUCAAUUCAUGCCUUAUUUACUUAAAGGUCUUAAAUCAAAAUGUCUUGAUUAUAAACGAGCAACAUAUUUAAUUCUUUCAAAUUUAUCAAAUAUAUUUACAUUUCAAAUCAAUAUUAAAGAUGAAAUACUUAAUGUUCUUUCUAAAGGUUUUUCUGAUGAUUUAAUCAAAGAAAAUCUCUUAAUCGUCUCAGUGUUUCUUAACAAUCAACAUCAUCAAUUAAUACCUGAUAGAUGUUUUCUUAAAUUAUGUCAAAUGUCAAAUAUAAUUGAUGAAAUAUUUCAAUUAUCAAAUGAUGUUCGAAUAGACAAUUUUCUUUGUGGAUGGUUUGAACAAUUACUUAAUCAUAUUUUAAAAGAUAAUAAUCAAAUGGAAAUCGAUAAUGAAGAAAAUUUUUCAAUAUUACUUGAAAAAACAUUAAAUACAAUUAAAUUUAAUUCAAAUAUUUUACAAUUUAUUAUUAAUUGUUUUAUAAAACAAUUUAAUAAUAAUAAUAAUAAAUAUUUAGUUUCAUUAGCAUCGAUUAUUGAACGAAAAUAUCCAAUUGAUUUUGAUGAUAAUAUUCGACAACAAGCAGAAGAUUGUUCGAAUAAUGAAGAACGAAAGCGUGUAAGAGAAUUUGCAUCAAUGACAGCAAUUGGAUUUAAACAUCAACCUUUAUCUGAUCGUAGUUCACUUGCUAUUUGUCUUAAUCAUCCACAAGCACAAUUACGUAUUGAGGCUUUACAACGAAUUCGUGAAGGAAUUAUAGCUAAACAAAAUAUUGAAAAAGAAUUUUUAAUUGAUGUUCUUAUAUCACGUUUAAAUGAUAAUGAAACUAAAGUUGUUAAUGAAGCAAUUCUUCUUUUAGAACAAUUACAUUUAAUUGAUAAUCAACAAAUUAAUGAUAUUUUACAAAAAAUUCUUCAACGUGAAAAUGAAGAUUGGUCAUCAGUUCAACAAUCAAUUGUUCGUUUAUUAGCACUUGAUUCUACAAGUGAAACUAAAUAUCUUCAUCUUCUUUUUCCAACAACAUCAUCGGAACUUAAUUUAUUAAAUAAUCUUUUAGAAAAUUAUAAACAACAAAAACAAACAUCAUCACCAUUACUUAAAUUAACAAAAAAAAAUUUUAAAUCAACAACAAUCGAUAAUUUAUCUAUAACAAUUGAUCGAUUUAUUCAAUUGAUAACAACAAACGAUGAUCAAAAAAAUAUACUUUUACCAUUAUUACAACAAUAUGAUGAAAUUUUACGUCUUGUUGAACAUUAUCGACCAAAUUGGAUUAAAUUUUCUAUUAUCUAUAUAUUAUUAGGAAUUGAAACAAUUAAACAACAAGCUAAUAAUGAAUAUAUUGAAUUAGCUACAAUUAUAGUUUUUAAACUAUUAAAAAAAUUAUCUCAAGAAAUUUCUCCAACCAAGGAUGAAUCUAUAGAAAUACCUGAUAGUAAAACUUUAAUUGAUUUACAUGUAAUUAAAAAAAAUCCAUUAACAUCAACAAGUUAUGAUACUCUUUGGAAAUUAUUUAUUCAUGCAUUACCUAAAGAUCAUAAUCAAUCAUCAUUUUUCAAUGAUUUUCUAUCUGAAUGUAUUCAAUGGUUAUGUUCAGAAAAUAAAAUUUCUAUUCUUUAUCUUCUAUUCACUGAACAAUUUUCAUCAUUAAAUAAACUUAUUCUAUUUCUUGCUGAAUAUUAUUUAAAUUUAACAGAUAAAGAUCAUGAACAAGAAAUCAUAUUAAAAUAUCUUGUUAAACAAUCACAAAUAAUUGAAUAUACAAAUUUAUCAAUAUUAAUAUUUAGUUUUCUUCUUCAUUCAUCAUAUCGAACAAUACGUUUAUUAACAUUAAAAAUUUUUCAAACAAAAUUAAAAUGUUUAACAAAUGAUUUUGAUACAUUUAUUCAAAAUAUAAAACAUCAUGAAAAUGAAAUAAUAACAGAUUCUGAAUAUAUUUGUUAUUUAAUAAAACAAUUAAUUCAAACAAUUAAAUUAAAUGAAAAGAAAAAACGAAAAAUAAAUUUUGAUAAUUCAUCAUUAAUACAUUUAUUUAAAAUAACAAUUGAUCAAAAUGAUGAUUUAAAUUCUAAAUUAAAACAACAAUUAAAUAUUCAAUUACUUUAUUUAUUAAAACAAUGUAAACAUUGGUCAAUAUUUAAUGAAUAUCGUAUUGAUUUUGAAAAUCUUCUUCAACAAUCAGAACAAAAUUUAUCUUUAAAUCAUAAUAAAAUAUUUAUUGAAAAUAUUAUUCAACAUAUUAAUUAUGAAACAUUAAUACAUGAACAAUCAUUAUGUUUUGAAAUUAUUUUACAAAUAUUAAAACGUUCAAUUAAAAAAUCAAAAGCAUUAACAACUAUUGAUAUUAUGAUAUUAACAUUAAAACAAUUUACACCAGAAAUGUUUUCAUCACUUUCAUCAGAUUUUGAUAAACAAAUACAAUUAAUUGAUGAAUGUUUUUUAUUAUGGCAACGUUCAAAAUCUUCACAAUUAACAACAACAAUUAAAACAACACUUUCGAAAUUUCCAUUUGAGGCUAAACAUUUCUUAACUUAUUGGAAAAGUAUUCUCGAACCUGAUAAUCAAGAAAAUAAUACAAAUAUACAACAAAAUCGUUUAUCAAAUAAAAAAUUAAUUAUAUCAAAAACAAAUGAAGUAACAUCAACAAAUUCAAUAAAUACAAUGAUUAAUUGGAAAAAUUUAAUACCAUCAUUAGAAAUUUUACAUAAUGAUCAAUUAUUAAUUAAUAAUCGGCAUGAAUUAAUUCGUCCAAUUUUUCGUAUGCUUGAAAAAUCUUUAAAUGAAACAAAUGAAUUCGAACAAAAAACAUAUAUUCAUCAAUUAUGUACAACUGCUUUACUUAAUCUUUAUACACAAUUAAAACCAGAUGAAUGUAAUCCAGAUAUUUUUAAUAGUGAAAUUGUUAUGGAAUGUAUGAGACGUACAAAUGAUUUACAUACAACGCAACAAUGUCUUAUGCUUUUAUCUAAAGGCGCACAAUUAUUUCCUGAAAAAUUAAUUAGUAUGAUUAUGGCAAUGUUUGCUUUUGUUGGUGAUCGUCUUGUACGUAAGGAUGAUUUAUAUAGUUAUCAAGUUAUGGAAAAAACAAUAAAAACUGUUAUACCAUCUUUAUAUAAAGAAAAAAAUCUUGAACAACGUCGACCAAUACUUGCUAAAAUUACUCAUGUUUUUGUUACAUCAUUAGCACAUUUACCAGCACAUCGUCGUCAAGAUAUAUUUCGUAUGCUUAUGGAAUCAAUUGGUCAAGAUGAAUGUCUUUGGUUUGCACCAAUUCAAUUGUUUGAUUCAAUUCUUUUAUCACCAAUAAAUAAAAAAAAUGAAGAAACAUUAAAAAAAUCUUUAAUCGAUGCUAAUGAACAAAUGUUGAAUAGUUUUAAUCAAUUUUCAUCAUCAACUCUACUUAUUAGUCUUACACGUAUAUUAAAUGUUCUAUUAAAUCUACCUGAUCAAAUAACGAAAAAUCAAUCAACUCCAUCGACAUAUUCACAUUUAAUUGAUUUACGUUUAUAUACAACAAAACAUAUUCAUGUAUUUAAAUAUCAAUUAUUAGCAUUUGUUAAUAAUAUUCUUUCUGCUGAUUUUUUUAUUAAAAUGAUUAAAAAUGGUUUACGUCAAGAAAAUGAACUCAAUUAUUUAAAUGAAUUAAUUCAAACAAUUCUUCAUUGUUUAUUAUGGGCUAAUAAAUUAUCCGAAGAUGAUAUUGAUAUAAGUCGUUAUAAUAAAUCAAUAUUAAAUAAAAUUUAUGAUUGUUUAAAUAAAAGUAUUGCAUUAUUAAAUGGUUCAAUGUUUGUUAGUAUUAUAUCAAAUUUACUUCAACAACAACAAACUAAUGAAAAAUUACAAAGAAAAACUUUAGAAAUAUUAAAUACACGUCUUAAAGAUGAAUUUACAACAGAAAAUGAAAUUGUAUUAUUUUUACCACAUAUGGAUAAUUUAUUAUCAAUUGUUAAUAAAUAUUCAACACAUGAACAAGAACAAACAGCACAAACAUCUUUGUUUUCAAUUAAAUUAUUAGCUAAACGUUUAGCUGAAAAACAUCCGACAGAAUUUUCAUCACUUCGUGAAACAGAACAUUUAUAUGAAUCUCGUAAAUCAUUUCAUAAUCGUUUUGAAACAUUUGAACGAAAUGUACGUGAUAUAAUUGAAUUAAUUGAAAAUAAUGGACAAAUACAAAGUGCAACAUGGAAUCAAACAUUACAACGUUCACAACAAAUUGAAAAACAAUUACAAUCAAUUCAACCAUUACUUUUAACUAUUGGACAUGAAUUAGCUGAUCUUGAAGUUGCUGGUUUACCAAAAAUUGAAUUACAAACUGUACAAAAUACUUAUGAAGCUCAUCGACAACGAUUAAAUAUUUAUGAAAAUAUUUUACAAAAACGUAUCGAUUUAUUAAAACGUUUUGAAGAACAUAUAAAGCUUUCAAAUGAAUUACGAAAUAAAUUACAACAAAUAAAUGAUGAUCUACAACAAAAACAACAAAUUAAAAUUCAUGAUAUUGAUUUAUUAAAAACUCAGCUUGAACGUUAUACAACUGAUUUACGUACAAUACAAUCGGAAAGUAGUAUACUUGAUCGUUUAAUGGAAGAAAGUAAUACAACAAUAACAGAUUCAACAACUAAUCGAACUGUUUUCUUUACUGUUGAAAGUCGUAAUAUUCAAAAUUUAAUUGAUAUGGCUGAAAAUAAACUUACUCAACGUCGUACUCAAACUCAAGAACUAAAUCAAUUAGUAGAAGAUUUUACACAAGCUCAUAACAAUUUACUGUUGCGUAUCAAUAGUUUAAGUGCCAAUCUUCGUUCAGCUCGUCUAUCUGGUUAUACAAUUCAUGAUAUCGAAGAUCUCAUGAUUGUUAUCAAGCAUUUACAAGACGAAAUCGAACAUGAACUCGAUCCGUUAUUCAAACAAUUGAUACGAACAUCGAUAAAUCCAACGACUGAAAACGAAAAUGUAAUAGUAAAAACGCAAAUCGAUUGGGAAAAAUUAAAUGUUGAAACAAAUGAACGUCUCUAUGCUCUACAACGAGCACAUUCAUUAUAUAAUGAAAUAGAAGUACUUCAAAAACAAAUUGAAAUAACUAUACAUAAUGUUGAAUUAAUUCUAAAUGAAACUAUUAGUAGUUCCAAUUCAUUUCAACAAGCAAAAAAUCAUUUAAAUAAAUUAAAACAAAUUCAAUUAGAUCAACGUCAAAGCGCCGAACAUGAUAUGGCAAUAUGUCAAAAACGACGUGAUGAAUUUAUCGGUUUAUUAAAACCAUGGUAUGAAAUGAAUUGGUCUACAUAUUUUGAUCUCUCAGAUUUACAAACAAAAAUAAGAGAAAUAUGUGAAGUUAAUUUACAUGAUCAUAUAAAACGUACAGAAACCAUAUGUAAUUAUUUACAAUCCAUUGAAAAAAUUCAAAAAGAACUUGAUACAAAAGUUCAUGGACUUGAUGAAUUAGCAUCUAAAAUGAGUGAUAAUAUUGAUCAAAAUCGUUUUCUUGAAGUUGUACAAAUUCAACGUCCUAUUAUAGCUAAUUUAUUUACUCAAUUUGAUGAACAAUUAGCUCGUAUAAAUAUAAAUUGUAGUCAACAUCAUUUUAAUGAAUUAGAACAAUAUCGUCAUAAUAUUUAUCAACGUUUACAAAAUUUUGAUUAUCAAAUUAAUCAAUCUGUUGAAAAUGAACGUAAUAUUCAAGAACAAAGUUCAAAAUUAUUAUCAGAUCUUGAUUCACUUAAUCCAUUAUUAGUAAAAUUAUCUGAACAAACAGAAUCCUAUGAAAAAAUUUUUAAUGAAACAGAAUCUAUUGAAAAUUUUGUUAAACUUCAUCAACAAAUAAAACAAAUUCAAACUGAACUUUCAUUAUUGUUUAGUUCAAAACUUCAACGAUUAAAUGAAAGUAUUCAACAAUAUACAAAUCAUAAUAUUCGUCAUGAAAGUACUCAAUUAUGUACAACAUUGAUGAAUAUAAAUAAUCGUUAUAGAGUAUUAAGUCAAGAUAUAAAUCGUUUUAUUGAACGUAUAGAUGAACGUAUUGAAAGUGAAACAAAUAAUUCAAUUGAAAGUUAUAGAAAAUUUAUGGAAAAUUUACGUGUGAAAUUAACACGAAUAAGUACUGAUUAUCGUUUAACUAUUGAUGCUAAACAAAGAUUAAUCAAUGAAAUUGCUAGUUCAUUAACAAAUGGUCGUGUUUAUGUUAAUCAAGCAAUUGAACAUAUAAAAUUCACACGAAGUUUAUUAAAUAAUGAAUAUAAUAUUAAUGAAAUAGAUGAUGAAUGUCAAGCUAUUGAUGAUGAAUGGAUUGAAUUUAUAAGUGAUUUUGAUGAUCAAAAACAAGAAAUAACUAAGUUAGAAAAUGAAAUAAAAAAAUUUGAUUUGGAAAUCAAUAGAAUUCAUCAAUGGUUAAAACAACAAGAAAAUUCUUUUCAAUUAUUGAUUGCAAAUCAACCAACACUUGCAUUAAAAUUAGAUAAACUUGAACAAAUAAAAAUUCUUAUUCAAAAUUUGGAAACACACGUUGAUCUUAAACAAGAACUAAAACAACUUGAAAAUAAAGUUUCAAUGGUUUCUUUAAUUCAAAAUUAUAGUCAAUCUAUGGAAAAACGACAACAAUUACUUUCAAAUGCUCAAGAUGCAUUGAUGCAAGCAUCAGAAGCUGUUGAAUAUCAUGAACAUUUUGAAACAAUAUCAGAAAGAUUUCAUCAAUGGAUGACAGAUGCUGAAAAUCAAUUAGAAAAACAUACAUCAACUAAUGAAAUGAAAUCAGAUUAUGUUAUUGAAGAACAUUAUAGAAGUGUAGAAGAUUUAAUCAAUGAAAAUAUUGAUGGUGAAAGUCUUCUUUCAAAUCUUGAGGAUUGUCUUGAACAAGUAUUCAAAACAACUUCAAUUGAAGGUCGUACACAACUAAAACAUAUCAUAACUGAAUAUCAAGCACGUUGGUCAAAUUAUAAUAUAAAACAAAAACAAUUAAAACAAAUUUUACAUAAUGUUAAAAUAGAUCGUAUGGAAAUUGAUGAAACAUUAAAUGAAAUAAAUGAUUGGAUAACUGAACAUCAUUAUAAAUUAAAUGAUUUAACAAAUAAUUUAAGUUUACGUGAUGAAAAUCGUAAACGUUUAUAUCAAUUAAAAUGUUUUUCAAAUGAUAUUAAUGUUAAACAAACAUUAUUAAAUACAUUAAAAGAAAAAAUUCUUGACAAUGAUCGAUUUGAUAUAAUUCAACAAAUAUUAAAUGAAUUUCAAGAAGAACUUCGAAUAAAAACAAAUUCUUUAGAAGAAUUUGUUCGUACACAAAUAUUUAUUGAAGAUAGUAAACAAUUCAUAAUGGAAAAAUUAAAAUUUUUAAUGGAUCGUUUAUCAUUAUGUACAAAAACAGAUUGUGAUUUAGAUACAUUACAAAGUCGUUUAAAUAAAAUAGAAGAAUAUAAAUAUGAAUUAGAAAAUCUUGAACAAGAAUUUAAUCAAAGUUAUGAACAAUAUCAAUUGAUAAUUGAAUUUAAUUUAAAUUCAACAAUUAAAUUAAAUUAUCAACAAAAUUUUGAACAAAUGCAUUUAGUUAUUGAUAAUGGUAAACAAACAAUUGAACGUGCUAUUUUAGAAUUAAAACAUUUAUGUGAUAUAUGGUAUCAAUAUGAAAAACAUAAUAAAACAUUUGUUUCAUGGUUAAAUCAAACAGAAAAUGAAUUAACUUCUUUUAUAGCUACAAAUAAUGAUGAUGAUGAAUAUACAAUUGAGUAUUUAAAUCAAUUAAGUGAAAAUAUUUCCGAUAAAGAUAAACAAUUAAAACAACUAGAAGAAUUUGAAUCAUUAAUUAAUGAUUAUGAUUGGUCGAGACAAGCACAUAAUACUUCGAUUUUAAGAGAAAGGUAUCUAUUAUAG
Messenger RNA from Rotaria sp. Silwood2, 8583 nucleotides. The record is from the annotation of a GenBank genome assembly. NCBI's taxonomy places the organism in Eukaryota, Metazoa, Rotifera, Eurotatoria, Philodinida, Philodinidae.